Messenger RNA from Tripterygium wilfordii, 1986 nucleotides. RefSeq names its product embryogenesis-associated protein EMB8. The transcript has 14 exons. The record is from RefSeq and is a predicted model, not a curated record. The coding region runs from base 102 to 1784 and encodes 560 amino acids. Gene Ontology annotation, molecular function: short-chain carboxylesterase activity; monoacylglycerol lipase activity. NCBI's taxonomy places the organism in Eukaryota, Viridiplantae, Streptophyta, Magnoliopsida, Celastrales, Celastraceae.
UUUAAUUCAACAUUACUACAGAUAGACCAACCAAACAAACCAUUCAAAAAACUUUCUUUGAAAUUUCCGAUCACGGGAUCACUUUCUCUCCCACCACAUUCAUGGAUUCUGAUCCUGUAAACGCCUACCACCUCCUUUUCAAAUCGCUCUCUCUGAUACCAUUCUGGCACUACAUGUUCGCCUUCGUUAUUCUCCUCCUUGUAUUUCUCUACAAUUUCCUCGAGUUCCAUCUCCUUGAGGACCUCUUCACUGGCUUUCGGGGCAGUCCCGUUACAUUCACCUACAAUUCCGCCUCUCAUAUCUACCACAAUCUGGUUUCCAAGUGCAGGAUUCUUAACGGCAGGUAUUUACCGACGCCGUGGCUUUCGAGUUCUCAUUUUCAGAUUGCUUUCUUGCAUUUCUUUGGGAAGCCUCCAGCUGUCAAGUAUAGAAGAAAAAUCUUUCACACUUCUGAUGGUGGAACCAUUGCUCUGGAUUGGCUAACACCUUUUGAUGUUUCAGGAGAUGAAGUUGACAUCAAUACUGCCAUUCCUGGAGAUGACACAACUCCAAUCGCGAUUGUGGUUCCUGGCUUAACUAGUGACUCUUCUUCUAAAUAUCUAACGCAUCUUGCCUUCAAGUUGGCAAAAAGUGGAUGGAAUGUUGUUAUCACCAAUCAUAGGGGAUUGGGUGGCGUUUCUAUCACUUCAGAUUGCUUUUACAAUGCUGGAUGGACAGAAGAUCUACGAGCAGUCAUUGAUUUUCUUCACCAAGAAUACCACAGAGCUCCUUUAUUUGCUAUUGGAACUAGCAUUGGUGCCAACAUUCUGGUAAAAUAUCUUGGGGAGGACAAAGAGAAUGUUCCUGUCUCUGGUGCUGUAGCUAUUUGCAAUCCAUGGGACCUUUUGAUUGGUGACAGAUUUAUAUGCCGCAAGUUGUUGCAGAAGUUCUAUGAUCGAGCUCUUGCAUUUGGUCUUCAAGGUUACGCAAAAUUACAUGAGCCUCAGUAUUCACGGCUUGCUAACUGGGAAGGUAUUAUCAAGUCACGUUCCAUAAGAGAUUUUGACAAUUAUGCUACCUGCCUUGUUGCGAAAUAUGAGACGGUAGAUACAUACUACAGGCGCUGUAGCAGUUCAUAUUAUGUGACAAACGUGUCAGUGCCACUACUCUGUAUAAGUGCCCUGGACGAUCCAGUCUGUACAAAGGAAGCCAUUCCUUGGGAUGAAUGCAGGGCAAACAGAAAUGUUGUAUUGGCCACAACACGACAUGGAGGACAUCUAGCAUUCUUUGAGGGAAUAACUGCUGCUGGCAUUUGGUGGGUAAGGGCUGUUGAUGAGUUUCUUGGUGUCCUUCGCUCUAGUCCAUAUAUGCAUGUACAAAAAAAGAUAAAGAAUACAGGUCCACAUUCGUCGUUGGAUUGUUCAAUUGAUCAGGGCCCAUAUGUACACCUUACAGAGGAUGGAAUGGUGGCUGCAGCUUGCGAUGACCAAACACGAGACGACAUGGUUGAAGGCUUUGAUGUAUUACAGAAGGUUGUUCAUCCAGGAACUACUGAAACCCUGUCAAAUACAGAAAAAGAUGCGAGCCUUACAGAAGCAAAAUCCGAUGUCACUGGCAUCACUCAAGCAUCCAAAGAAGCUACAAACACCUCUAGUGGAGUGUCUAAUCAAGUGAAAAUAUGCUUAAAUCGCAUUGCUAGACAGCAUAGAAUUUCAAUGUGGUUGAUUGCAUAUACUGCCAUUUUAUCAAGUUGGCCGUUGCUACGCUCUGCCCUUACCAUAUUCUUUAGGAAGAAGCUGGCUUGAUGAGCACUCGAUCGUAUGUAUUGUAGCAUGCUACAUUAUGAUAUUUAUGUAUUACACCAUCGUAUAAAUUAUACAUUUAAGUAUACUUACAGAUACAGGUGGAGCAACUAUUCUGCAUUGGCGAAGCAACCAUUUAUUGAGUUGCAUUAAUUGUCCUAAAAUGCAAUUUGAUAUUUAUGGUAUUUCUACAUUUUCCCCCUAA